This is a messenger RNA of Rangifer tarandus platyrhynchus (Svalbard reindeer), 252 nucleotides long. The record is from the annotation of a GenBank genome assembly. Lineage: Eukaryota; Metazoa; Chordata; Mammalia; Artiodactyla; Cervidae.
AUGGACUCUCUGGCGCUCCGUAAGCGCAUGCUUCCGCCCUCGACAAAGAUGGCUGCGUACGCCGUCUCACUUCGUCCUUGGCCGUUAUCAAAUACCCUACUGUCUUUCAUUCUCGCGUCACUGUUGACGGGUAUGGCGCCGAUUCCGAAGACUGUGGGGCUAAUCAAGUUAGGCUUUCCUCUGCGGCCUGGCUGCCCGCUGGGGGUCGCUGCUGUCUCCAAACACUGCAGGGUAUUCGGUCCUGAGGACUGA